Aspergillus oryzae RIB40 is the source of this 339-nucleotide messenger RNA. RefSeq lists its product as uncharacterized. The record is from RefSeq and is a predicted model, not a curated record. Gene Ontology annotation, molecular function: acetoacetate-CoA ligase activity. The transcript has 2 exons. Lineage: Eukaryota; Fungi; Ascomycota; Eurotiomycetes; Eurotiales; Aspergillaceae. Gene Ontology annotation, cellular component: cytosol. The coding region runs from base 1 to 339 and encodes 112 amino acids.
AUGCCCGUUAGCUUCUGGGGUCAGGAUGGCAAUAAGCGUUAUCACAAGGCGUACUUUGCUGAAUUUGACGGUGUCUGGACCCAUGGGGACUUUGUCUCGACCCACCCCAUCACAAAACAGCUGUUCUCCCAAGGACGUGCUGACGGGGUGCUGAAUCCAUCGGGCGUCCGGUUCGGCUCGUCAGAAAUUUACCAGGUGAUCGAGAGCGUCUUUUCCAAUGAGGUCGAGGACUCGCUCUGUGUAGGGCAACGGAGACCCUCUGAUAACGACGAAAGGGUGAUAUUGUUCCUUAAGAUGAAACCAAAUGCUGCCUUUCUACAGAACUCGCGAGACGAGUAA